Triticum turgidum subsp. durum (durum wheat) is the source of this 1041-nucleotide messenger RNA. Lineage: Eukaryota; Viridiplantae; Streptophyta; Magnoliopsida; Poales; Poaceae. The record is from the annotation of a GenBank genome assembly.
AUGGCGAGCAGCUCACUAGUAGUCCUGGCCGUCCUGGCCACCGUGGCCGCGCUGCUGCUCUCUCCGGCCAUGCCCCUACCCGUCUUCACCGGCGACUCCUCCCCGGGCUUCCACGCGGCGUCGUGCCCGCAGCUGGACGGCAUCGUGUGGUCGUCCGUGGAGGCGGCGCUGCGGCAGGAGGUGGCGGUGGCGGCGGGCAUGCUCCGCCUCUACUUCCACGACUGCUUCCCGCAGGGCUGCGACGCCUCCAUCCUCCUCAACACCACCGCCGCCCGCGAGACCGCUCUCGGCCCCAACCUCAGCAUCCAGCCGCGCGCCAUGCAGCUCAUCGAGUCCAUCCGCGCCAGGGCGCACGCCGUUUGCGGGCCCGUCGUCUCCUGCGCCGACAUCACCCUGCUCGCCACCCGCGACAUCAUCGUCAUCUCCGGCGGGCCCUGGUUCAACGUGCCGCAGGGCAACCUCGACAGCCUCGCCCCGGCGUCGCAGGACAAGGUGUUCGACCUCCCGGCGCCUGACACGGCCAGCGUGGCGACGCUCGUGAACUCCUUCGCCACCAGGGGCCUCGGCGACGUGGCCGACCUCGUGGCGCUCUCCGGCGCGCACACCAUCGGGCGGUCGCAGUGCGGCAGCUUCGUCGACCGGUCCAAGCGCGCCGACGACACCUUCUCGAGGAAGCUGGCGGCCAACUGCAGCAAGCACCCGGAGCGGCUGCAGAACGUGGACGUGAUCACCCCGGACCUGUUCGACAACGCGUACUACAAGGCGCUGGGGUUCAACCAGGGCGUGUUCACCUCCGACAUGGCCCUCGUGAAGAACAAGACCACCGCGCCCAUCGUGAAGCGGUUCGCCGAGAGCAAGGACGCCUUCUUCGGGCAGUUCGCCAGGUCCAUGGAGAAGCUCGCGAGGGUGCCCAAACCGGCCGGCAACGUGGGCGAGAUCCGGCGCUUCAGCUGCUUCAGGACCAACGCCCAGCGCGCCGACGCUGCAACCGUGGACGCCGCCGGCAAGGAGGAGGAGGAGGGCUUCGCCGCUUCCGCUUGA